Molecule: messenger RNA, 1324 nt
Organism: Populus trichocarpa (black cottonwood)
Lineage: Eukaryota; Viridiplantae; Streptophyta; Magnoliopsida; Malpighiales; Salicaceae
Product: NDR1/HIN1-like protein 6
Exons: 3
Coding region: 232-972 (246 amino acids)
Cellular component (GO): plasma membrane
Source: RefSeq, a predicted model, not a curated record
CUCCCUCUCUCUCGCUUUCCAUAUUUAAGAGUGACUCUGUCCUCGUGAUCCAAUGUUCAAAAUUCGACUUUCCUUCUCUAAUUAAUGAUCUCAGAAAAAAUUCAUUUUCUCAGAUCCCACUGCAGAUCUCUCCAUGCCCCAGAUUUUGAAAUCUCAACAAGAAAUUAACUUGAUCAACAUUACUUCUGCCAUUUCUCUAUCAAGAAGAAUCAAGAUUCAACAUUAUAAUUAAUGGCAGACAAACCAAUGAAGCCAGUUCUCCCAAGACCACCAGGUUACAGAGACCCCAAUCACCCGGUAAAAUCUGCCCGGAGACCGCUACCUACAAAGACAUUAGUGCCUCAUUCAUUCCAGCCAAGGAAAAGACGGUCCAGGCAUUGGUGUCGUCUAUGCUUAUGCUGCUUAAUCCUUCUCCUUAUCAUUGUCAUUCUUCUUCUGAUAAUCUCAGGUGGUCUAUUUUACAUCUGGUUCGAACCUAAACUCCCCGUUUUCCACCUCCAGUCUUUUAAAUUCCCCACUUUUAGCGUCACCAAGAAAUCAGAUGGCACGUACCUUAAGGCCAAGAUGGUUGCAAGAAUUGAAGUUAGGAAUCCUAAUGAAAAAAUUAUAUAUCAUUUCGGAGAGUCUAAGGUGGAAACUACAACGGGAGACGAAGAAGUUAAUUUGGGAUCGACGAGCUUGCCUAAGUUCACACAGGAAAAAGGGAAUGCGACGAGUUUGAAAACCGUGACUAAUGUGAACAAUGAGCUGAUUGAGGAUCGAAUUGGAUCCAAGAUUCUUCAUCAGUUCACGAGCAAGAAAUUGAAGGUGAAGAUGAAUGUGAAAACAAGAGUUGGAAUUGGUGUUGCGGGGAUGAAGACAGGGUUGCUGGGGGCGGAAGUUUUGUGCGGAGGUGUAACGUUGAAGGAGACUGAAAGUGGUGAGAUGCCAAGAUGCGUCAUGAAAAUACUUCAAUGGAUCAUCAUCCGCUGACAGUUUAUUGUGUGUGAAGGAUUGAUGGUAUAAAUUAAAAAGACUGGUAGCAUCAAGUUGACGAGGCAAUUCAUGAUUCUAGACAAACACAUGUACCUAUAUCGGAUUCUGCAGCAUGCUAGUUUUAUGCUCUUUAAUGCUUACAAUACACAUAUUCUUUACUUGGAAGAGGAAGAUCAAAGAGCAUCAUUCAACAGUCAAAGUGGGUCCUCGUCUAGACUUUGAUUCCUUCUAUGAUGUAAUAGGAUACAUAAAAAUACGUAAAUGGGGUGGAAUUUAAAUUAUUUGUUUUGUUUUUUGGUGGCUGGACCCGCUCAGUUUUCUAUUUAUAUCUUGUUCACUGUUUUUUUUC